Molecule: messenger RNA, 2775 nt
Organism: Heteronotia binoei (common prickly gecko)
Lineage: Eukaryota; Metazoa; Chordata; Lepidosauria; Squamata; Gekkonidae
Gene: MTMR8
Product: myotubularin related protein 8
Exons: 14
Coding region: 38-1942 (634 amino acids)
Biological process (GO): negative regulation of autophagy; dephosphorylation
Cellular component (GO): nuclear envelope
Molecular function (GO): phosphatidylinositol-3,5-bisphosphate phosphatase activity
Source: RefSeq, a predicted model, not a curated record
GGAGGCGGGGCGUCGGCGCGAGUGAGGAGCGGCAGCGAUGGAGCACAUCACGACGCCCAAGGUGGAAAAUGUCAAGUUACUAGAUCGUUAUACCCACAGGAAGCCAGCACAUGGGACGCUCUACCUGACUGCAACUCAUCUGAUAUAUGUGGAUGCUUCAGCCGAAGUUCGGAAGGAGACAUGGAUUCUUCAUCACCAUAUUGCAGCCGUGGAGAAGCUGCCUCUGACUCCAUCUGGGUGCCCGCUGCUUAUUCGCUGCAAGAAUUUCCGUGUGGCACACUUUGUUAUUGGGCACGAGCGGGAUUGUCACGAAGUCUACACCUCCUUGCUGAAACUUUCGCAACCAGUGAAACCAGAAGAACUGUAUGCUUUCUCUUAUAAUCCUAAAAUGCCCAAAGAAAACCGAGAAGUGGGCUGGAAGCUGAUAGAUGUCAUGGUGGACUACCAGCGAAUGGGGAUUCCCAAUGACUUCUGGGAAAUAACCGAUUCUAACAAAGACUAUGAGGCCUGCAGCACGUACCCUCGGGAGCUGGUGGUGCCCAAAGCUGCUACGAGAUCGAUGGUGCUGGGCAGCUCAAAGUUCAGAAGCCGAGGUCGGAUACCAGUGCUUUCCUACUUCUACAAAGAGAAUAAUGCCGCGAUAUGCCGGUGCAGCCAGCCUCUGUCUGGGUUCAGCGCUCGUUGCCUGGAGGAUGAACAGCUGCUGCAAGCCAUUCGGCAAGCCAAUCCAGGGAGUCCGUUCAUGUAUGUUGUAGACACAAGGCCAAAGUUGAAUGCCAUGGCCAACCGAGCCGCCGGGAAGGGUUACGAGAACGUGGACAAUUACGAUAACAUCCGUUUUAAAUUCAUCGGCAUUGAAAACAUCCAUGUCAUGAGGAGUAGCCUUCAGAAGCUCUUGGAAGUCUGCGAAACCAAAUCCCCUUCAAUGAGUGACUUCCUGACUGGUCUGGAGAGCUCUGGCUGGUUGCGACACAUAAAAGCAGUGAUGGACGCCGGCGUCUUUCUUGCCAAGGCUGUGAAAGAUGAGCACGCCAGCGUCUUGGUCCACUGCUCAGACGGCUGGGACCGCACUGCCCAAGUCUGCUCCCUGGCUAGCCUCCUCCUAGAUCCGUUUUAUCGGACACUAAAAGGAUUCAUGGUUCUGAUCGAAAAGGAAUGGAUCGCCAUGGGUCACAAGUUCUCACACAGGUGUGGCCAUCUAGAAGGUGACCCCAAGGAGGUGUCCCCGGUCUUCACCCAGUUUGUGGACUGCACCUGGCAACUAAUGCAGCAAUUUCCCUGCGCGUUUGACUUUAAUGAGCGUCUUCUCCUGGAGGUCCAUGAUCACAUCUAUUCCUGCCAGUUCGGCAAUUUUCUGGGCACCUGUCAGAAGGACCGGGAAGAUCUGAGGAUCUUUGAGAAGACCCAUUCCCUGUGGCCUUUCCUGCAGCACAGGAAGCAAGAGUUCAGGAACCCCUUGUAUAAGGGAUUCUCCACUUACAAGGAACUCCGGCCCAACACUCUGCCUUUCAGCUUCCAGUUCUGGUGCGGCAUGUAUAACCGGUUUGAUAAAGGGAUGCACCCAAAGCAGUGUGUUUUGGAUCAUCUCCUUGGAUGCAUGAGCCGGAAACUGGAGUUGGAAGAUGCUGCAGAUGAGCUGGAAAAUAAACUGCCCAUCUUAGAUGGAUCCCUGCCAGAUGAGAUUUCCAUCUUAGCCAAAAUGGCCACCGUUCCGACCGGCUGUUCGAAAUCUCCAAUGCUCAACACUCCCCAGGACUAUGAGGAUGAGCCUCCUGCCCUAGUGGCCAACGGCACCAUCACUGUGGAGGACGACAGGCCCGCCCAGCUGAAGAGUAAGGAGGGUCUUGUGAAUCCCCUUGAUGUCCCAGAUGGUGACCGAAGCACCACCCCCGACAGGAGUGUCCAGUCUGCCGUCAGUGCAGGGAAUCUCCAAAACCAUUGAACUGAACUGACCUGCGCAUCUGCUGUGCGCCAUAGGAAGUGGCAAGAGGGCAGGCAAGACCUGUGGCUUGGUGCUGGGUAGCCGCCUUCACCCAUGUUAUGACAAAGUGUUGUGGUGUUCUGUGUUUCGGAGGUGGGGGGCCUGUUUGAGGGUCGCAGGAGCAGUCCAGAGGUAGGGCUCAGAGCUGCCAUGGUCUGACACAGGAGGAGGUACCUGCAGAAGGGGCUUUGGGUGCUGUCCCCCAUCACGUCUGGCCUCCUUUUCCAGUGAAAGCUCAGGUGCUCCUGCCUUGACCUGCGAAACUGGGUCCAUUACUGGUUUCUGAAUCCAGGGGGAGCUAAAAAGCCACGCAGUAUUUAAUCUGUGGAAGUAAAAGCAGUGUGUGCUAGUUAGUGAAGGGCUGAGAAUGUCAAUUCACUUCAAGAGGCUUUUGUUGGCUGUUUUUCAGAAAAGGUGCUCUGGCAGCACAUACGGUUAGUGUAUGCACUGCACUGCCAGGGCACCUCUUUUUUUUGGCACCUUUUGAAGGAAUUCCGCUGGUGCAUUUUUGUUACCCUGUUUGUGUUUUGUAUGCAGACAUGUGUUUUUAUUGUUUUUUUGUAAAGCAGAGCAAUUAUUGUCAUGCCCAACCAGUUAGAAAUGCGACUAUAUUUUUAUCACUGUGAUAUAUAAGUGGCUGUAAUGUGUAUGUGCUCUUCUGCGAUAUCUUUGUUUUUUUAACUGUGUUUUGAAUUUUGUAAUUGCUGUUUCACUGCGAGUUCUCUCUUGGUAGCAAUGUGUUAAUAACCUCAGAUGGUCUCACAGCAUGUAAAGUCUCUGAAUGUUUGCUUGAA